This is a messenger RNA of Durusdinium trenchii, 807 nucleotides long. NCBI's taxonomy places the organism in Eukaryota, Dinophyceae, Suessiales, Symbiodiniaceae. The record is from the annotation of a GenBank genome assembly.
UUUGGCCUGCAGCCUGCAGCAUUUGGGUUGGCAGUUAGCACGGGAUGGCGGAGGGCACAAUGUGUCAUGGAGGUUCUCAAGGCGGACUUACGGCUGAUUGAACAAGAACUGCCCCAGGGCACGUGCCAAGUGGACCUCGUGGAUUCCAACCUGUUCCAUUGGGAGGUGGCACUUUCUGGACCAGAAGGAACCCCGUACAGGGGCGGAACAUUCAGAUUCUGGUUGUGGUUCCCUGUUGAGUACCCGGAGAAAGCUCCACGUUUGAAGUGCUUGACCCCCAUGUACCAUUGUAACAUUGAUCGGAAUGGCAGUGUGUGCUUGGACAUGGACCAUGAGCUGUUGCAACUCAAAGUAGCUGGUCCAGAUCCUGAGGUGGAGCAGUCAUCACGGAGUUCUGCCUAUUGCAUUGUCCAGGCGUUGCUCUCCCUGUUUGCUGCACCAGUGCCUGAAAAUGCUCUCGUUCCUGAUGCAGGACGUUCGUUGUGGCGGCAGUGGAGACGGAGGUACUAGAUGAUCAAAUCAGGGUGUUUCUCGAGGUUCCUGACCGACCGGCAGGAGUACAACAGAAGAGCGCAGCAGUGGACUACUCAGCAUGCGUCGUAGAGGUUCCACAAGGUGCCGCUUGCGAGAACAACUCGCUUGAGCGGUUACCCAUCCGCAAAAUAAGUGCGAAACCAGUGCAGUGGAGAGAGUUUGAGAAGAGCGGGGGAAGAGAGUGGGAGACCCUGUACAAUCCAGAAUGAAUCGCGCUUGUGUGUGGCUCAUUUUUUUUUCAAACUUUUUGCAGCUGCCACCCUUGCUUGAGCC